Scatophagus argus is the source of this 5553-nucleotide messenger RNA. It is a transcript of the gene msh6, whose product is annotated as mutS homolog 6 (E. coli). The coding region runs from base 176 to 4312 and encodes 1378 amino acids. The transcript has 10 exons. Gene Ontology annotation, biological process: mismatch repair. Gene Ontology annotation, molecular function: ATP-dependent DNA damage sensor activity; ATP binding; mismatched DNA binding. The record is from RefSeq and is a predicted model, not a curated record. Lineage: Eukaryota; Metazoa; Chordata; Actinopteri; Scatophagidae. Gene Ontology annotation, cellular component: nucleus; MutSalpha complex.
UUGGACGAGGCUUGUGUCCACGCCCACGACACUCCAUACUUGUCUUUCCCGCGAACGACAGUCCCUCGCGGGUUGACGCUGUUUAGCUGUGUGCUAGGUAUUGCAUGGACGCCUAGGACACUGCCGUUAAGAUUAUCUCUCAAGUACGGCGAAAACAGCUUUGAAACUCGCACACAUGGCGAAGCAAAGCUCACUUUUCAAUUUUUUUACCAAGUCUCCGCCGCCGGUCUCCAAGGCGAAGCCGAGUCCUUCUCCAACCGAAGCAGACCUCCCUUCCUCCGUGGAGAAGUCUAAUUCCUCUCCGAAAGAGCAAGCUAAACAAGCACACCAACACAAGACAACCAAGACCAACAACAUUAAGCCGAAAAGUAACUCCAAGCCUGCCAAAGCGGGAUUCGGCAAACUAUUUGGCGACAAGGCCCCAACAACCAAACAGAGUGACUCCACAUGCACAUUUAAUGCUGGUGCCCUCGUGUGGGCAAAACUGGAGGGACACCCCUGGUGGCCAUGCAUGGUGGUACCCCAGCCUCUGAGUGGACAGCAGAUGAGGGGCAGUGGGCGGAACCAACGCAUACAUGUCCAUUUCUUUGAUGAGCCACCUACUAGAGGAUGGGUCAGCACUAAAUAUGUCAGAGAGUACCAAGGCUCUAACAGCAGCGAUGCUAAAAUGGGAGGUGUGUUCUUCAGUGGGAAACCUGUAAUCCGUCGUGCAAUGGAGCUCGCUGAUAAAGUUAUGAGUGACAGCCCCAAGAAAAGAUUAAAGAUGCGUCUUUGUAUGGAUGCCUCUGAUGAUGAAGAUGACGAUGAAGAAAUGGAGCUUGACAAGCCAACUCUGAGUGAUGAAGAAACCAGUGAUGAGGAUGUCCAGAAAAAUGAGACGGUGAAGUCGCCCAAGGUCAGUCGGCAUUCAUCACGUGCUUCAGCAGAAAAGGGGAAUAAGGCCAAGCGCCGUCGCAUAAUUGUAGCCUCAGACAGUGAUGGAUCAGAUGAAGAAUUCAAACCAGAACAAGCUGCGUCCAGCAGUGAGGAUGAGGAGGAAGAAGGGACAGUGAGCAGUGAAGAGGAGAGCACACAGGAGUCCGAAGCAGACAGCCCCGUCAAGCCUGUAAAGCGCAAACGACCCUCAGAAAAGCCUGCUCCUACAAAAGCCAAGAUACUUACUACCCCAUCCAGUGCACCAAAACGAGCUCCAGCAGCUGUUUCAGUCAACACAAAGUCCCGUUUGUCAGCCUUUUCUGCCCCUGACAACUUUGAGAGCCAGACAGAUGGAUCGGGCAGCGGUGGAGGUACCACAAUUUGGGACCACGAAAAGUUGGAGUGGUUGCAGGAUGGCAGAAGGAAGGACAGCAGAAGGCGGCGUCAGAUGGAGGACAACUACGAUCCUACAACCCUGUAUGUACCAGAAGACUUUCUAAACAGAAACACUCCUGGUAUGCGUCGGUGGUGGCAGCUCAAAUCUGAGAUGUUUGAUACAGUCAUUUUCUACAAGGUGGGGAAGUUUUAUGAGCUCUACCACAUGGACGCUGUGAUAGGAGUCAGUGAGAUGGGACUGACUUUUAUGAAGGGGACCUGGGCACACUCAGGCUUUCCAGAGAUUGGCUUUGGACGUUUCUCAGACGUACUGGUCCAGAAGGGCUACAAGGUGGCUCGUGUGGAGCAGACAGAGACCCCGGAGAUGAUGGAAGCACGCUGUAAGACCAUGGCCAAGCCCACAAAGUUUGACCGUGUGGUGAGAAGAGAGGUGUGCCGGAUUAUCACACGUGGUACCCAAACAUAUAGCGUGUUGGACGGCGCUCCCUCUGAGACUCAGAGCAAGUUCCUGCUGAGUUUAAAGGAAAAGGCUGAAGAGGAAAGCUCCGGGCGUUGCCGCACAUAUGGAGUCUGCUUUGUAGAUACCUCUGUGGGUUUUUUCCAUGUGGGUCAGUUUCCAGACGAUCGGCACUGCUCACGCCUGCGCACUCUGAUAGCACACUUUCCCCCUGCUGAAGUGCUCUUUGAAAGGGGGAACCCAUCCGUUGAAACACGCAAAAUACUCAGGGCCUCUCUGUCCUCUGCUCUGCAGGAAGGACUUAAUGCCAGCACACAGUUCUGGGAUCCUCAGAAGACUCUUAAAACCCUAUCAGAGGAAGAUUAUUUUAGAGAGAGUGGUGGUGAGGAUCAGGGGACAGGGAACAAAUUUCUUCCCGCUCUUCUAAGAGAGAUGACUUCUGAGAGCGAUUCACUGUGCCUUACUCCUAAAGAAGGCUAUGAGCUGGCACUGUCAGCACUGGGUGGAUGUAUUUUCUACCUGAAGAAAUGCCUGGUUGACAAAGAGCUGCUCUCUCUGGCCAACUUUGAAAAAUAUGUCCCUGUUGAUGUUGAGAUGGAGAAAGCUGCUGGACCCGGCAGUUUUUUUGCCAAGACUCGUCAGCGGAUGGUGCUUGAUGGAGUGACACUAGCAAACUUGGAAAUCUUUCAGAAUGGGUCAGGAGGAACAGAAGGGACACUGCUGGAGCGCUUGGACACCUGCUCUACCCCGUUUGGAAAGAGGCUGCUGAAGCAGUGGGUCUGUGCUCCCUUGUGUAACCCCACAUCCAUUAAGGACCGACUGGAUGCAGUAGAGGACCUGAUGGGAGCUCAGGCCCAGGCUACUGAGGUUUCAGACCUUCUAAAGAAGCUCCCAGAUUUGGAGCGUCUUCUGAGUAAGAUCCACAGCAUUGGCACUCCCCUGAAGGGCCAGGAUCACCCUGACAGCAGAGCAGUUCUCUAUGAGGAGGUCACCUACAGCAAGCGCAAGAUUGCAGACUUCCUCUCAGCACUGGAAGGCUUCAAAAUUAUGCAAGAGAUCAUUUCUGUCCUCGCUCCAGUUUCAGGCGAAUGUCAAUCCACAUUGCUUCGCCAAGUUGUCAGUCUGAAAAGUGAAAAGGACGGGCUCUUUCCUGACCUCUCUGCUGAACUCCGGCGCUGGGAGACAGCCUUUGACCAUCAGAAAGCGCGCACUACAGGUGUCAUAACCCCUAAGGCUGGGUUUGACCCAGAGUACGACCAGGCUCUGACUGGUAUCAAGAACUGUGAACGAGAGCUGCAGGAUUACCUGGACCGACAGAAGAAGAGACUUGGCUGUAAAAGCAUGGCCUACUGGGGAACUGGGCGAAACCGCUACCAGAUGGAGGUUCCUGACAGUGUCUCGGAGAGGAAUAUUCCUGAGGAGUACGAGGUGAAGUCCACAAAGAAAGGCUGGAAGCGUUACGUGACAAAGGAGACCGAGCGGCUGUUCUCAGAGCUGCAGGGAUUUGAGGAGAAGAGAGAUGCUGCCCUGAAAGACUGCAUGAGGAGGCUCUUCUACAACUUUGACAAGAACUACAAAGAGUGGAAGACCAGUGUGGAGUGCAUGGCAGUGCUGGAUGUGCUGCUGGCCAUGUCACGCUACAGUCAGGGUGGAGACGGACCGAUGGCCAGGCCAGAGGUGGUGCUCCCUGAGGGUGAUGACCAGGUGGCACCCUUCCUUGCCCUCACCGGAUCCCGCCACCCUUGCGUCACCAAGACCUUUUUUGGCGACGACUUCAUCCCAAAUGACAUCCACAUUGGCUGCCCUGGCAGCAGUGACGGUGAUGAAGGGAAAGGUGAUGCGUCCUGUGUCCUUGUCACAGGGCCAAACAUGGGUGGAAAAUCUACUCUCAUGAGACAGUGUGGACUUGUGAUCAUCCUAGCCCAGCUGGGUUGCUAUGUUCCUGCUGAGAGCCUGCGCUUCACGCCAGUCGACAGGGUCUUCACUCGGCUGGGAGCCUCGGAUCGUAUUAUGGCUGGAGAAAGUACCUUUUUCGUGGAGCUCAGUGAGACUGCCAGCAUCCUGCACCAUGCCACUAAACACUCCCUUGUGCUCCUGGAUGAAUUAGGAAGGGGCACGGCCACAUAUGACGGCACAGCAAUUGCCAGUGCUGUUGUGAAGGAACUUGCUGAGAAGAUCUGCUGUCGCACACUCUUCUCUACACAUUACCACUCACUGGUGGAGGACUAUGCCAACAACCAUGCUGUGCGGUUGGGCCACAUGGCGUGCAUGGUGGAGAAUGAAUGCGAGGAUCCAAGUCAAGAGACAAUCACAUUCCUCUACAAGUUCAUCACUGGUGCUUGUCCAAAGAGUUACGGCUUCAAUGCUGCUCGACUCGCCAGCCUGCCGGAGGAAGUCAUCCAGUCAGGCCACAGGAAGGCCAGAGAGUUUGAGAAAAGCACCAUCAGCCUAAGGCUCUUCAAGAAGCUCUGCCAGUUUGCUGAGGAUACAACGCUGGGCAACACACACUUUGCUUCACUUGUUCAGAUGCUCAAUAACGUGUAGUUUGUAUACAUGCUUUGAUUCUGCUGAGGUUUUGUUUUCAGUUUUCUUGAAAAAAAAAAAAAAAAAAAAAACUACUGUAAGGGCAACACACAAUUUGCUUCAUUUGUUUAGAUGCUCAGUAACCUGUAGUUUGUAUACAUGCUUUGAUCCUGCAGAGGAUUUGUUUUCAGUUUUUCUUGAAAUAAACACUACUGUAAUGAUCUAAUAAAGUUUAUUUUUAAAAAAAUGACAAUGUUUCAUCUAGGAAAUUAAACCCUUUUAAUUCACGCUAGCGCCUACAUAACGGUUAUUGAAUACUUCACAAUAUAUUAAGUCUAGAUGUUAUGAUACAUGCAUACAUUUCAGUCUGUAUGAGAACCCACAAUCACCAGUACACAUGAAUGGGGAAGAACAGGGGAAGGGAAAUGAAACCAUAUAGUGCUGUAUAUAGAUACUUGUCUCAGCUUCAGUAGAGUAAAAGCAUUUUAAAUUCUCCAGCAACUUUGACAAAGAAGGGAAAACACAUUAAGAUAAGCUGUGCUUUCACAAGACUUUUUUUUUUUUUUUGGACUAACUCCAAAGUAAAAAUGAUGUCCAUCCUCUAAAGGAAGUUGUGUAUCUCAAGAACCCAGGAAGUAACAUAUGUGCCCACUAUUUAAAAAGAAGACAAGCACAUUUAUUGUAAUACUGGGCAAGAUGUAUAUAGAUUAAUCUACUUGACUGAUAAAUCAGUGACAAUUUGUCAAUGUAGAGCCAUUCAAAUGUCCUAAACAACAAACAAAAAACAAAAUUUUAUAUUGUAAGAGGCUGGGUCUUAAUUAGAAUAUCAACUCUUUCUGCAAAUUGGUUCUUGCGUGACAGGCCAAUACAAACAGAAAAUCUGCAUAAAAAUUGGGGGCGAUAUCACAGCUGCUCUGCUCCCUUGCAAAGACAAACAUUAAAGAUGCUAUUCCUAAAAGAAAGCGCAAUGCUAGUCUUGUGAAAGCACAUUUCAGCAUCCAUUUUUCUGUAUUGCAAAUGUAAAGGAGUCAACGUUGCUGGAGAAAGUGUUUAGUGUUUUCCUCUCUUUUCUCUGAUCUCUUUCACAGAAAGAAGUUAGAUACUGCGACAUGUAGAAUUACAGCAAUUCUAGGGUAUAAUAACCAAAGAAAUUUAACACAUUUAAUAAAAUAAAGACAUUCAAGUACAGUAAGAUUUUUGCAUGAAAAUACAAAACUACACAAAAAGCAUUAAAAUCAAAUCUCAACAGUUGUCUCGAGGGG